GUUACAGGUGGAUACAGGUGUUACACCCGAGCGAUCCGCGGUGUUUCAGAGAGCAGAAAGUGUUUUCCAUAACACGGCGUGCUGCAUCUACACCUGAACACUCGUGGAUUAAGUCUGGUUUCUUAUUUAAAAAGGAAGAUAAAGAUGAAUUUGGGGAUCUGCCUUUCACUUUUUCUGCUGGUUUGUGGUUUGAGCUCGACCCUGGCGCAGUCUAACAUCACUUGUGAGACCUAUUCCCAGAGAUCCUGCGAGGAGUGUUUGGCUAAUGUAUCGUGUCUGUGGUGUAUAAAAUCUUCGUCAUGUUUGACGUACCCUUACCAAACUAUCCUGCCUCCCAGCUCUCUGUGCCCGCUGAACGAUGCCCGCUGGGGACAGUGCACGAUAAACUUCCAGACCCUGAUCAUUACGUUGUCAGUGUUGGCUGCGGCCAUCAUCAUCGGGUUCUUCAUCUGCCUCUUCCAUUACUGCAAGUGUGAGAACUGUGGAAACUCCCUUCAAGAGCGAAAAACGCAGCGGAAAGCAGAGAAAAGGUCGUCUGAACAAGAGCACAGGAGAGCUGAGAUGAUGGCCAGACAUGAUGAGAUUCGGGAGAAAUAUGGUCUUAGCAAAGCGGGGAAUGCUUAUGCCAGGUUUGACAAUCCUUAAAGAGAGCCAGUGUUCCACAUCUUUUCUUCAAGCCACCAAAGCAUUCGCCAAACUUUUCCCGGCUUCUUCUUCAGCCCAGUCCUGCACUUUAAAUGCUGUCUGAUUGUUUUCUUUAAGCUGCUUAUGACUGCUCAAUAGCACGGCUUACUGGACGAUGUUGACUUCUGAUAAAUGUUUAUUCCUGUACAAACUUACUGUUUAACCAUAACCCUAUAAUGUAUAUAUUUAGAUCAAAAUGAACGUCAUGAAAGCUGUUUGUUGUACUGCUAUCAUUUGACUGUUACUUGCAAAAGAAAUACAAGAACAAAGAAAAAAGAAUUCAAUCUUUUUAUACAAACA
Molecule: messenger RNA, 984 nt
Organism: Clarias gariepinus (North African catfish)
Lineage: Eukaryota; Metazoa; Chordata; Actinopteri; Siluriformes; Clariidae
Gene: pttg1ipa
Product: PTTG1 interacting protein a
Exons: 7
Coding region: 145-645 (166 amino acids)
Biological process (GO): protein import into nucleus
Cellular component (GO): cytoplasm; nucleus
Source: RefSeq, a predicted model, not a curated record